AUGUCGUCGAUUACGAGUAGUGUAUCGGAAAAUACGAUCAAACUCGAUUAUCUCGGCUCGCCAGCAUCACAUAUUGCUCGGCCCUAUUCCGCUGCACCAAGUGAUCUUGAUACAAAAUCUGUCGGUUCGAAAUCAGUCGGUUCACGUACAUCAAAAUUAACCUACAGCGAAUAUCCUCAAGUCAGACCGACUAAUCCACUUUACUCGAGUACAUUCACAAUUCGAACUUUGUCAUCGGGUAUCUCCAAUGUAUCAAGUACAGCAACGGUGGUUGAACGUCGAAAAAAGUUCGAUCCACAAUUACCGAAACGUCCGAGUGAUUGGCGUUGGUUUGCUGCUCUCUGCAUUUUUCUUUUUCCACCAACAGGUUUGUUAGCAUUUGGUCUUGCUCGCAAAGCACAAAUGAAAUGCAAAGAUGGUUUUCUUGACCAGUCGCGGAAACUAAAUAAACGAGCUUUAGCUUUAUGCAUUACGAGUGUCAUAUGUGGUGUUGCAUUGAUGCUUGGCUUCUUCUAUGGUCUCGAUUCAUGGCCACGUACAAAUGAUUGGAAUCGUGAUCUUAUAGAUUGUCUCAUGGACUCGAAAAAUAGUAGUUCAGAUUCUCGGGGAUAUAACAACGAACCAUUUAACUGCAUUAGCGUUGAUCAACGAGCGUAUGAUAUGAUAUCUACAGCAAACAAUUCAUUCUAUUCGUCGUCGAACGACACAAAACAAUCUGUCUUCACCAAACUACUCUGCACGCUUCUGUCUUAUAAAACAAGUCACUCGAGCUUUAAUACACAACUGAAUAGUAUGGAUCUAUUUUUAAAUGUCCUUUCCCAUCUACAGAUACGUUUUUAUCAAGGAUAUCAAUCUCAAUCAAAUGAUUGUACUCCAACCGCUGUUUUUCAAAUUGUAACGAAAGAAACGAACACGAUUUCGAUUGAGAGUGAUCCAUCGUUUGACUUUCAAUUUGAAGCUUGCUACGAAUGCAACGGUCAAUUUUAUCCACAUCCUUACCGACUUCAAAGCAACGUGAAUCGUUCCGCUCAUUAUACAUUAGGAGACGAAAGGUUGCAGUCAGUCGUUUAUGAAAUUUCAUUAUUUUUGGAAUUGAAACGAUUACGAGACUUUGAAGAUGAUGACUUGAGACGAUAUUAUCAAACAAUUGAUAGUACUGUUGAUCAGGAUGAAGAAGUUCGAGAUUUUCAUGACGUAUAUAUUAAUUUGCAUUACAUGAUCAACGGAGAACGUUCAUUCUAUCGAUGUAAUAACGGUCGAUCAAUCCAGUUACCAACACUUGUACCAAAUCCAUGGACAUCGAAGAAUACAUUGACUCGAUUCAGAUACAAAGCAGAACAACGUGAAGGUGCAUUGCAAUGUGAAAUGAAGUUGCGUCUCGAAGAUAUUGCUAAGCUACAAUCUUUUCGAAUUGUUCUUUGUCUAACAAGUAAUACCAUUCCAGCACGAAUGGAUUACCAUGCUCUUCGUUGGACUUGCAAAUUGAAAACAAAAGUAGGAAGACAAAGUGGAGCAUCAGCACGUACUACACUUAGGGAAACAGUACUCUAUUUAAGUCAUCCAUCUGGUAUUAUCGUAGCGAAUGUUUAUGGUUCAGAAUUGAUAUUCACACCAAAAUCGCUUGAUUCAAUCAAUCGUUCUAAUUAUGUCAGAUCUUAUUGUGAACCAAAAGAUUUCCAGAAAAUUUUACAAGAUUCUGAUUUGAAAGACAAUGGUGCAUUAGCUGUUCUAGUUACUAAAGGAACAGAAUAUCCAGAAUAUAUGAGAAGUCGUCGGAAAAGUCCGAAUAUUCGACGAUAUCUACCUUUUAGUGAACUCGAUAACCUUGAACGUAAUUUAGGAGGAAGUAAUAAUGAUAUUAUAAAAAUUCUAAAAUCACACAGAGAACAACGUGGGAAACAACUGGUUUUCUUUAAUAAUGAUACUAAACGAACUUACAGUCAAGCACAUGUUCGAAUGUAUGUCGCUGCUUAUGAUGAAAAUGAUAUUUUAUUAGCUGAAACAUUACAUCCACCACUACGGAAUAGUAAAGCAUUUGAAUCCUUGCGUAUCAUGCGUAUUGUGCAACCUAGGCGUGAAUUAAGAGCUAAAGACUCGGCCUAUGUUUACUGCAAUUAUGAUUUCAAUCAAUCGAAAACAGAUUAUGUAUCAUGUCCUUUUCAGUUUGAAUUAGUAUUCAUGUCAUUCUCAAAUACACCUGAUGACGGACAACUUUUGAAACUAUUUGAAAAACCACACGUUUGUGCCGAAGCUCACUAUGUAACUGACUGUCCAUGUUUGCUACAAUUUACAAUUCCGAACGAACCGAACUUCCAUGAACAUCGAGUUUUUAUUCGUCUACGACAUACGCAAUCUAAUGAUUAUAAUUCAAGUUCAAUAUCGCUGACUGGAAGAGAAUGUUGGAUAUACUAUGCCGACUCGAUGGCGAUUACUGACUUGAGUACAUUACAAAUGCUAUCAGGCAUCAACGAUUCAUCGACACACAAUGCAUCAUCAUCAGAUCAUGUCAUUGAAUUACAGAUUCAAUCUAAUAGCAAUACUUUAUCACAGGAAGAUCUUUCGCAUAGUCCACAAGAGAGUGAUGAAGAGUUUAUUUAUCCCAGUGCGACACUCAACACACCGGAUCCAAAUUUACCACGAGUGAAGCGAUUUGCCUAUACGUCGGUGCUUCCCUAUGAACAUGAUUCCGAUUAA
Messenger RNA from Adineta ricciae, 2694 nucleotides. NCBI's taxonomy places the organism in Eukaryota, Metazoa, Rotifera, Eurotatoria, Adinetida, Adinetidae. The record is from the annotation of a GenBank genome assembly.